Sphaeramia orbicularis (orbiculate cardinalfish) is the source of this 1414-nucleotide messenger RNA. It is a transcript of the gene rdh12l, whose product is annotated as retinol dehydrogenase 12, like. The record is from RefSeq and is a predicted model, not a curated record. The transcript is spliced from 7 exons. The coding region runs from base 146 to 1042 and encodes 298 amino acids. NCBI's taxonomy places the organism in Eukaryota, Metazoa, Chordata, Actinopteri, Kurtiformes, Apogonidae.
GUAUUUGGGCGUUUUAAUAUAUAAGCGCUUUCUAGGGAGUUUGUGAGUUUCAGGUCCUGUUGAAUUGGACGUCUAAGAAUUAUCAUACAUUUCAGGUUAUAAGUUUUUUUGUUUUAUCCAAGCUAACUGACUGUUACCCAUUGAGAUGCAGACUAUAAGAAAUUUCUUCCGGCCUUCCUGGUCCUCAGCUCAGAGACUGGAAGACAAAACUGUGGUCAUCACUGGAGCCAACACCGGCAUUGGCAAAGAGACCGCCAUUGACCUGGCUAAAAGAGGAGCCAGAAUCAUCAUGGCGUGCAGGGAUAUGGAGAAAGCUCAGGCUGCUGUGAAAGAAGUCAUCGAAAGCUCCAGCAAUGAAAACGUUGUCUGCAUGAAACUUGACUUGGCAGACAGCAAGUCGAUAAGGGAGUUUGCUGAAAACAUUAACAGAGAGGAGCCAAAACUCAACAUUCUCAUCAACAAUGCUGGUGUGAUGGUUUGUCCUUAUGGGAAGACGGCAGAUGGAUUUGAGAUGCAGAUCGGUGUCAAUCACUUUGGCCACUUCUUGUUGACAUAUUUGUUGCUGGACCUGAUUAAAAAAUCAACACCGGCCAGGAUUAUCAACGUGUCGUCCAUGGCUCACUCGUGGGGCUCCAUUAACUUGGAGGACAUCAACAGCGAGAAGAGUUAUGACAAAAGGGGGGCGUACUCGCAGAGCAAACUGGCAAACGUUCUCUUCACGCGCUCACUGGCUAAAAGACUGGAGGGCACAGGUGUGACGACAUACUCUCUUCACCCCGGAGUCGUCCAGACGGAUCUGUGGCGCCACCUGAGUGGGCCCCAGCAGUUGGUAAUGAAGAUUGUCAGUCCCUUCACCAAAAACUCAACUCAGGGAGCGCAGACCAGCAUUUACUGCGCCGUGGAGCCGACGCUGGAGAAGGAGAGCGGUGGAUACUACAGCGACUGUGCUCCUGCCGACUGCUCGGCGGCUGGUAAAAACGACGAGACUGCGCAGAAGCUGUGGGAGCUGAGCUGUCAGUUACUCUCAAUAACAUGGGAAUGAGUCAAAUUUGAAUGAAUAUAAAUACUUUUUCGUUUUAAUCUUCUGUUAUGCAUUAUUUCUUAUUUCCUUUACAUUACUACUGUUUACCCACAAAAUAAGGUUCAAGUCACUAUUAUUUUGAGUUUUUCUAUGUACUUGGUUUACAGACUUCAAUAUUUGCACAAUAUUAUAUUCAUUAUUACUAUUAAAGGUUUACUAAUUAUAACUGAUGUAGCACAUUAACAUGUUUUACAGUUUAUAUUAUCACAUGUGCCUCUUCAUUUUUGGCAGCACUAAGUAUGAUAUACUGUACAGACAAAGAUUUUAACAGCUAACUUUUAAUUUCUUUUCUUUAUUUGUAUUUUAUGACAUUAAAGUCAGUUCUACACUCCA